AUGGGAUGGUAUCCGUCAACGUUACAAUUAGAAGCUGCGAGUGUUCAAGUAUCAAUAUUGAGCAUCAUUACAUUCGGUGGAUUGGGUAUCCAUGAUGCGCUGGCCCAGGGUCAAGACGCUUCCGUGUUUCGGAAGCGAGAUCUUGCUUAUAGUCAAUUAGCAUAUCAUUUAGUGAGUGCGUUCUUUUCAUUCUUCAUAACCCCAUUCUUAUGUCAAAUAGGGGUACGAAAGCUAACGUUACUGGCUACCAUCCUUAGUUGUAUAGAAGGUAUCAAUGAAGCGGCGACAUUCUCAUGGUGGAAUAAGAAUACAUUCUCACUUAUAAUAACUGGUUUUACAAGUUCGCUUGCAAGCUCACUGUUAUGGAUGAUCAUAUUUGCUAUAGUCUGUGGCUAUUCUACACCGGCCGAUAGGUCACGAUAUAUAGCGAUUAGCUGGUCCCUGAUGCAUUUAGGAGGAUCGAUAAAUGCUGUGGUGAACAUUCCAACGGUUCAGUAUGUCAGGUUUAUUUCUAUGACGCUGGUGAUUGUUCUCUGUAGUAUAAUAUCCAUAUAUUUCUGUAUGCUACUGGUUGAGCCUGCUCUGGUUGUUAGACCUGAUGGUAGUUACGCUAAUACAUACAAGAUUAGCUCAGUUGGUAGUGUGACGCAUGAACUCAUGGCUAUUUUCAGAGCAGCAAACCCUAACACAAUACUAAUGCUUCCUACCGCUGUUACAAGCAUAUGGACUAGACCCAUUCAGUUGGAGUACCUCACGGAAAUAUUAACGCCCACUCAAGCCAAAGGUAAUCUGGCGUACGCGGUCUACUUCUUAAUUCAGGGCGCAGUGGUAUGGCUUCUCCCCCCAUUGUUGGACAAGAGAAGAAUAAGCCCUAAAAUUGUUUACAGCGCCGGAAUGCUUAGUACCGUGUUAAUCAUGCUCUUAACCGUCGCCCAUCUAUACAGCGAUCCCGUCCUGGACUUGACCACCACCCGGCCGGAUAGUACAAAAACAGCCAUCAGCUUAAUGGCCGGCCUCGGCGUUUCCGACUGCUUGCUCAGCACCUUUAUCAUGUGGGAUACCAGUGUUCUAGGACAGGGCAACGCCCGCAAAUGCGUACGCGUAGGCUCCUUCUUCCAGGGCUGGCAAAGCGUCAGUGGAGCCCUCGCCUGGUUGUGGACCAACAGCAGCUUUUUCACACUGAAACUGCACUGCUGGCUUACCAUCUUCUUCACCUUGCUCUCGUUCCCCCUCGGGAUCGCAGCAUGCGAUCUUCUUCCCGAUCUGGACGGCACCGUGCAAGACGACGAUCAGACCUGCGAGUCAUUUUAUUCCCUUUACAUUCCCUCCUAG
Molecule: messenger RNA, 1332 nt
Organism: Gregarina niphandrodes
Lineage: Eukaryota; Apicomplexa; Conoidasida; Eugregarinorida; Gregarinidae
Product: putative DUF895 domain membrane protein
Exons: 1
Coding region: 1-1332 (443 amino acids)
Source: RefSeq, a predicted model, not a curated record